Acanthosepion pharaonis is the source of this 852-nucleotide messenger RNA. The record is from the annotation of a GenBank genome assembly. Lineage: Eukaryota; Metazoa; Mollusca; Cephalopoda; Sepiida; Sepiidae.
AUGCAGUUCAUGAUAAGCAAAGAGUCUAAAUUAGCAUUAGUCUUUGGUGUAUAUAAAUCCCUUUUUUCCUUUCUUAGUAUUUCUGCAUCGUUAAUUUUCUUUUCCUUUUUUCUUCUUCAUAACCAUCUAUCUUGCUUCUUUUUAUCAUUCGCAUCAAUCGAUCUAUUUGUGUUCUAUCCUUUCUCUUUUUCUACAGUCCAUCGGAUUCCAUUUGUACACGUCAUUUUGUUAAAUAAUAUCCUGAAUAUCUGUCAUAUAUCAUCUCUCCUGUCCUCUCCCCCCACUCCGUCUCCUCCUCUCCCCCAAUCUGUCUCCUCCUCUCCUCCACUCUGUCUCCUCCUCCCCAAACUGUCUCAUCCCUCACUCUGUCUCCCCCACUGUCUCCUCCCCCCCACUCUGUCUACUCCUCCCCCACUCUGUCUCCUCCUCUCCCCAAUCCGUCUCCCCACUCUGUCUACUCCUCAUCCACUCUGUCUCUGCCCUUACUGUCUCCCUCCCCCCACUGUGUCCUCCCCCACUGUAUCUCCUCCCCCACUCUGUCUCAUCCUCCCACUCUGUCUACACCCCCACUGUCUCCUCCUCCCUCCUCUGUCUCCUCCUCCCCCACUCUGUCUCAUCCCCCACUCUGUCUCCCCUCACUGUCUCCUCCCCCCACUGUCUCCUCCCCCACUGUGUCUCCUCCCCCCAUUCUGUCUCCUCCCCUCCAACUCUUUAAAAUCUUUACUCUUUAAUUUUUCGACAUCUUUCUCUGCUCUCGUAUUUUUCGUUUUUCCUCUAUUCUGUAAUCGUAUCACCUUUCGUCCAUUCUCGUUUCUUCCUCGUUAUUCUUGUCUGUUCUUCAUUCUGCUCUGA